UUUUGCUUUAAUAAAUUGUGGUCAAAGGUGACUUUCAAUUUAACGUUUGUUAGCUACGUUUGUCGGAUUAAACCCUACAGAUCGGGAUGAAGUUACUCGCGAUGCAGUUGGUUAAUAGAGUGUGUCAUGAGAAGUCAAGUUGAUCGGAUACUGGAAUUCAACUUCAAAUGGAAAAGGGUCGGCCAGUCACCCCAUAUUAGAAACCUGGCACAAUUAACUUAAUUUUAUUUUGACAUGUCAUCGUUUUGAUUACUUGUACGUUUACCUUAAAUUUUCUUAAAUCAAGCUACUUGGUUUUGUAACAAUUCUCAAGUGGUGUUUCUGACUCUAUAAGCAUGCUAAGUGGCUAGAAUUGUAAGAGAUAGAAGCUAUGCUACCACCCCUCUGCAGCAAUUCUCCAAUCGGAAGCUGCAGUAAAAGCUGGUGCUGGUUUCUUACUCUAACGCUUGCGAAUCAUAACAUUCGGUAAUGGACUUUACUAUGUAGUAUAACAAUUCUAACAAAAUCUACAAGUUCGUUUUGAGUUACACAACAAUGAUAUUUAGGAUGAUCAGUGGUGUGAAGCAUUUCUCCAAGCUUCAGAUUAUCGUAUUGUGUAUCCUGUUUGGACAAAUACACCACACCUGGGCGCGAACCAAGCACGUUUACAAAACCCCCGAUGGAGAGUUCAAAGAAAGAACGCGCGAAAAGUUUGAAAGUGAGUUCGAUGAAUGGGAAAGCUACAAAAACGCCUGGAAUAGAGAUACAAACAAGUUCAAAGAUCGACUCUAUCCUUUUGGUGAACAAUAUGGAGAUGAGUUUGAUCCAACACGAAAUGUCCAUGUUAACUUUGAUUUACAAACAGAUGUGCCAUUCUUUGGACAAGUCUUCGAUUCUGCUGUUAUUACGAACCAUGGUUACAUUUCACUGAACACUACAUUCAAAAGCUACAAAUAUCUGUCUAAAGGCUGGCCAAAUAAGCAAUGGCCGCACGAUAUGGAUCCUCCUCUCAUUGCUCCAUAUUACGCCAGAGUGGAAAUAAGCGAUGAUUCGAGGCUCUGGUAUCGUCAUUUCUACGAGGACAUGUGGCCUGAGGACGGGCCAGUGCGAAAAGAACGAGAUAUCGCUAAAGAGAUGUUGUUCGAGUUCUCGAUAGAAGUCCGUGCUGCUGUAGUUGGGGCCGAUUUAUUCGUGGGCAAAUAUGGCUUCAUAGUCACGUGGGAGAACGUUACGCAUUCCCCAAUUUGCAGAAGCGGACCGUGUCCGAGAAACACAUUCCAAGCUGUUGUGGUGACCGACGGUAAAGAGACAUAUACUAUCAUUAACUACUGGAAUUUAACAUGGUCCGGAACAGGAGAUGAUAAAGGCGUAAAUCCUGAAUACAAGGCCCAGGCUGGAUUCAACGCUGGUAAUGGUACAGAAUUUUACCCUUUGCCUUACUCUGGGACCAAUGAAAUUCUCCGAUUGGCUACGUCAGCGGGAUCCAAUGUGACUGGGCGGUAUAUUUACAGAGUGGAUGACGAAAUCAUCAUCAAAGGAGGAUGCACGAACGACACACAGGCGUCCAGUAUCUUAGAGAUGUACCCUCGAUUUGGAGGAAUGAUGGGCGGUGGGGAAGUUAACGUAUCGGGGCCCUGCUUUGCACCAAAUGACCGAAUACUUUGCAAGUUUGGAGAUAAGGUCGUAGAGGGUCAGUAUAUACACAUGAUGAGGGCGAGAUGUAUUCAACCAGCUCUAACUCAGAGAGGGUUAAUAGAUGUUGAACUGACCAAUGGCAGACACCAUAAACAUAGGAAUACAUUCAAUGUUGUAAUGCUGGACAAAAUACCCUAUGGAGUAAGGCUUGAUCCAUUCGGGGAUUGGGAGUCAACGGAUCCUUAUGCUCUUGUUAUGCGAUGGGAUCGGAUGGUUCUCACCCACCUCCCCUAUAAGACUGUCAGCAUAAAACUGUACGGUUACAGGGAAGCUAACGGAGAGGCAGUUUGGGAACUACUUAUGACGCUAAGGACUGAGGAGUCAAACAAUGGGGUCUUCACAUUCUAUCCCAGGGACCAUAGAUGCGACACCUAUCACAAAUGUGAAAGCUUUAUGAUUGGCGCUGUUGCAAUUAGUCUUAAUGAUCAGUUCAAGGAUCAUCCAAAAACUAUCUGGUCUCAGAUCACUCCGCUUGGAUGGUACGUUGGGCAGCAUUGGAGAGAGAAGUGGGGCGAGGACUGGCCGGAGGAUAAGUGCCUUGACUGGAAAAGAAACGAAAACAAGAACAGAACAUGGUACCAGGAACUGCCCCCCUGUCCGUGUAGGUUGGAGCAGGCACUGGCGGAUUUUGGACAGUGGCAGCCCUUUGACUUCUGCAGUAUGUACAAAGAGGACAGUUGCUUGUACCACGACAAAAAUAUUAAACACUGUGUCAUGACAACGUACCCAUCCCACCAUGGUUCUGGGAGUCAAUGUUGUUAUAACCAUGACGGAGACCUCAUGUCCACGUGUGACUCAGAAACAACCGGUAUCCCCACUCGGAAACAUCAGUUCGGAUUGUACCCUUAUAAGGUUGGGGACAUACCCAAUCUUUCCCACUGGCUGGAAGAUAAACUACCCUACUAUUAUUGUUGUAUGUGGAACGCUACCUGCUAUAACUACAUCAAACAGAGAGAAACAAUGAACUGCUACUCCUACAAUAACUCACGGCCAGCAACCGUGUACGGAGACCCUCAUUUUGUUACCUUUGAUGGAACAAAGUACAUCUUCAAUGGCAAGGGGGAAUUCUGGUUGCUAAGGAACAAAGCUGUUGACUUCCGGCUACAGGGUCGUAUGGAACAACCUCAUAAUAAAACGUUUGGUCGAGUAAGAGGAACGUUAUUGACGUCUAUAGCGAUGCAGGAACUCAAUUCUGCCAAAGUGGAAGUGCAACUGGGCAUGUACACCGGGAGGAGGAAGUUAAGAGUCCUCGUAGACGAUCAACUGAGACUUUUUGAUGAAGUUGGGCGACGAUGGCAGGACUACAUGAAUGUCUCGAUUGUGUGCAACGAUGCCUCCGAGAAUUUCACUCAUUCUAACUUCACGAUCUUGUUUCCGAGUGGGGUUGGAGUUAAUGUAGCAGCGUUUGCGAGAUCACUUCAUGUCAUAGUAGCGGCACCAGCUCACUAUAAGUUUAAUACUUGGGGGUUAUUCGGCAAUUGGAACAACAACUCAAAGGCAGACUUUCGUAUUCCAUCGGGGCAGACAGACGACUACCAUUCGUACACGAUAAUCCACGACAAGUUUGGAAUGAUGUGGUUAAUCAACAAGAACGAGUCACUCUUUAGAUAUCAGGCCAGCAAGACGUUUGAAUACUUCAUAGCUGAUGCAAAAACAUUCCAGCCUUUCCAUCAGAUUCCUCAAAUAGUUCCAAUUGGCGGCAACUGGAACAAGAGCCAGGUUGAUGACGUAUGUUAUAACCAUGAGGGCUGCUGGUUCGACUACAUGGUCACAGGCGACAGAGAGCUGGCUAAGGCUUCCAGACAAACAGGGGAAUGGUUCGAUGAACUAAGAGAAAUGGGGCAAUACAGAAAUUCAUGUGGGAUUCUAUACGUGCCGUAUGCUAAGAAGUCAACAUACAAUACGUUCCUGGACACGAAGGUGUAUAUAACUGGUUGUUGGCCAGGCUAUGAACUACGAGGAUGGGCGGGUCCCUAUACGUGUGAACGAGAGCGCUACAAUAGAUACAUUCAUUGGUACCCCUGGGUCUCCGCUCGCUGUUACUCUGUUGGCACCAUCCAGAUUCACACUGCAUUGAUGGUCGUUGUGCCAUUGAUCCUCAUCAUCGUGGCGUCAAUCAUCAUCGCCUGUUGUUGUUGGAAGAAACGAACGCAGAGACUUUUAGACGAUGGAGACGAGAAGCGAGCGAAGCGAAAGCGUGAUAUACUAAAAACCAUUGUGUCAAAGUCUGAUCUGGAAAAAGCUGAAAAGAAUUACGCAAACAAAAAUGAAAUGAUAAGCGAUAAAUGUGGCGACUCUGUGGAGCAGACCCAUGUCGACAAUGAAUCAUUUACCAAUGAUAAUAAAAAUAGCAAUGAGUUUGGAAAAUAUCAAAAUGAUGCUCCCAAAGCGAUUAAAGACGCGGCGAUAGCAGAUACAAUCCCGAUGAAAACAUAUGAUGUAAGUAAUAAUCUAAAAGAUGCUGGUGAAUAUGAUACGAUUGCAUCAAUCCAAUCGAGUGAACGAACUACACAUGGAUAUCAUAAACGAAGAAGUGACUUUGUUAUUCGUGAAAUACCGAUGCAUGAUCCAAAUAAAUCGUCCCCAAGCCAAGUUGGGUCACGUGGGAGGCGACGAGGGUCGUUAAGGAAACGAAGGUCAUCAACGGGUUCCAUUACUUCCCAAAAGAGAAAAAAUAAAGGAAGUGAAACAGGAGAACAUGCAUGUUCCUCAAAAGAAUCUCUCCAUAAAUCUAAUCAGCCCUUAAAGCAUGCUGGAGAAAACAUAUACGAGAGUAAGCCAAGACAAACGUCAUUGGAACAAAACAAAAAGGCUGAAAAUGACAAUAGAAAGGCGCAAGUUACAACUGGUGCUGGAAAUGGUGAAUCAACGAACACGCAUACGGUAAUAGCUGUUAUUGAAAGCAGCGAUAAUUCAAAUGAUACGGAAACUGCAGCUUAUAACAUUGACAAACAUGUGAUCUCAAGCAAGCAAUCACAAAGCUUCACUCCUCAUUCAAUCCUGAGCACUCCCAACUCCAGUCGAAGUGGAACGCCUGUAAAGAAAAGAGUUUCAAUAAAGUCUAGUAGAGAAUCGCCACCUAUAACACCAGGGUUCAAUAGACAGAGGAUAUACAUGAACAUCUUGGAGACGCAAAAUGAAUUAGUGUCUAUGAAUCCUAAUUUUGGCGAUGAACCGCCACCACCUCUCCCUCCGCCAAGACUAAAAGAAAGGUAUAUAAAUAUGGGUAUCAUCAACACAGCUUACGAGGAUGAUAACUCGAUAGACAGUGAACUGGGUCAGAUUCAUAGUGAUAUGAUGACUAGAGAUUUAGCAAGAAUACACAUGGAAACCAAACAAAGAAUUGAGAGCCGAAGGUCGAGCGGACCCCCCACUGAGCCCGUUCUCGAAACGUCAUCACGAGAAUCGACAACCCCGGAAAAGGAAAGGAUUGAAGACUCCCCACCGCCGGUUCCUAAACCCAUGGCGUAUAGUAGCACGACCCCCGCUGCUCCCCCAAACAGCUAUGUUAAAACAGACGUUGUGCCCCGUUUGACGCCAGCCUACACUAAUGUUCCACAGAAAUCCGCCCAAACUGGAUAUGAACCGACACGAUCAUCAGCGUACACACCGGCGACUACAUCACCAUACAGACCGAAUUACACUACACCUAGCAGCCGAUCGCCGUAUACCCCAAUGACAACGAAACAGAGUACAACUCCAACAGGAACAUCACCCAAGCCUACACAGUUUUCCUCUGCUCCAGUGUCUUCAUCCUCUAGCCCAAUAAAACCUGCAUCAUCAUUUGGGUCAAAAUCACCAGAUGCAACACAACCAUCACAAGCAUACGCACCAUCGUAUUCCAAUUAUGGAAGCAGAUUUAGACCAUCAGGAAACCCCACUCAGAGAGAGAGCAGACUAAGCGCCAACCCAUAUGCAAAUGUUAGUCCAAAGAACGAGGGUGGAUUAAGUCCUAAUCCAUAUUCAAAUGCUAGUCCAAAGAGAGAAAGUAAAUUAAGUCCCAAUCCAUAUUUAAAUGCUAGUCCAAAGAGAGAAAGUAGAUUAAGCCCCAAUCCAUAUUCAAAUGUUAGUCCAAAAUCGUCCAACUCGCUUCCGCGGUCUGAUAAUAGCAGCUUUGGUGGUAGUAGUAGGGGAGGGUUUGAUAGGUCGCCAGGUGCAGCACGUUCAGUGCAUGACAGGUCGCCAGGUGCAGCACGUUCAGUGCAUGACAGGUCGCCAGGUGCAGCACGUUCAGCGCAUGACAGGUCGCCAGGUGCAGCACGUUCAGUGCAUGACAGGUCGCCAGGUGCAGCACGUUCAGCGCAUGACAGGUCGCCAGGUGCAGCUCGUUUUCUGCAUGAGAGGUCGCCAGGUGCAGCUCGUUAUCCGCGUGGCAAUCCACCAAGUGACCCGAGAUAG
Molecule: messenger RNA, 6072 nt
Organism: Owenia fusiformis
Lineage: Eukaryota; Metazoa; Annelida; Polychaeta; Sabellida; Oweniidae
Source: the annotation of a GenBank genome assembly